UUUAAUUUGCUAUUAAGGCAGAUACUAGCAAACGCUGUUCUCAGAGCAGUUACUGUGGCACUGCCUGGGUGCAGGUGACUCCUCGCUGCAUUCAAACAUGCUCUUUUCUUGACUGCCACGCAAGAAACUGUUGUUUUCACGGAGGGGUGUAAAACUCACGGAAGGCCCAGUUAGUGCAGCUGGCCUUCCACAGAGAACUUCUAGAAGAGCCCAAAUGACUGGAAAGAUAUUAUCGUCACACAGCUCUGUGCAGAUACUCGCCGCCUUCAGCUAUUUUAAUGGAUGACUAUGUUGAGAAAAAGCUACAGUCGUCUGAGGUCAGUGUUCUCCCUCAGCUGCCCGCCCUGGUUGUCUGUCUUCUUGUUAUGCAGCGCAGGUCUCUUGAGCACAGAAUUGAAAUGUGCGCGAGGGAUGCAGCUGACAUCUACUGGUCCGCAGACCAUUCAAAAGGCUGAGGGAGAGAGCGUGAUUUUGGGCUGCACUUACACACCGAGCCCUCUUGACACCGGAGAUCUUGACAUUGAAUGGUCUGUGGUCAGUCCAGACAGCACGCAGAAGGAUCAGAUGCUCAUGUCCUACAGCAGCGGCACUAGAUAUGUCCAUGGUAACCCUGCUCUUGCAAAGGAACUCAGCUUUGCUGCUCCUGACCCCUCAAUGGGUGACGCUUCGAUCUCAAUCUCAGUGCUGUCACCUGCUCAUAGUGCUACCUACCAGUGUAAAGUGAAGAAAUCACCUGGAGUGGACAUGCGCAAGGUUUCACUUGUGGUACUGGCGAAGCCGUCUGUGCCUAAGUGCUGGGUGGAGGGAGGGGAGCUGGUCGGCGAGGCUCUGUCUCUCCACUGCAAGUCUGCAAAAGGCUCCACUCCCUUAAAAUACACGUGGAGGAGAGAAAGUGCAGGCCCCAUCCCUGCUGCAGCCACGCAGAACAGCGUGACUGGCGAGCUAAAAAUCAGCAACCACUCUCAGAGCUUCGCAGGAUUUUACCUUUGUGAGGUGAACAAUGCUGUUGGAGCUGAACACUGCAGGAUCAACCUGAAAGCGAACAAACCCCCAAACAGAGCGGCGAUGAUUGUUGGCACCAUUGUGGGCUCUCUGCUCCUCAUCCUCAUCAUGCUGGUCUUCAUCGGACUUCUAUACUGGAAACUAAGCAACAGACUUCGCUUUGAGAAGGAGUUCUCCAAUGACAUCAGGGAGGACGCUCCGCCUCCUGAGAGCCGCCCGGUCAGUCGCCACACGAGCCGGAGCGCCAGUCAGCACCCGCAGGUUACUUACUGUCCGGUUGGCAGCGCCGAGGUGAGCUCUUUAAGUGACGGACACACACACACUCCCUCCAGCAACAGCCAUGGACAUACACCCCUCAAAUAUGCACCAGUGGAAUAUGACAGCAAGUACGGAUACGCAGUGUGAGAGUGAACAACAGAGCUGAAGUGAGACGCAUUUAGCUUUCACUGUGACGUUUCAGUAGACCCUUGAAGACCGUUUGGACACUUGAAACUGAAAUUUGGAACAGUGUACGUCUGCAAUGAGUCUAAUUAAUUG
This is a messenger RNA of Epinephelus fuscoguttatus (brown-marbled grouper), 1539 nucleotides long. RefSeq names its product V-set and immunoglobulin domain containing 8a (gene vsig8a). NCBI's taxonomy places the organism in Eukaryota, Metazoa, Chordata, Actinopteri, Perciformes, Serranidae. The transcript has 8 exons. The record is from RefSeq and is a predicted model, not a curated record. The coding region runs from base 283 to 1407 and encodes 374 amino acids.